Molecule: messenger RNA, 1298 nt
Organism: Rubroshorea leprosula
Lineage: Eukaryota; Viridiplantae; Streptophyta; Magnoliopsida; Malvales; Dipterocarpaceae
Source: the annotation of a GenBank genome assembly
AGAGUUUAUUAAUUUCUACUCCAAUGUUUCUAGUUGUUUAGUAACUGGGGGUUAGGCAUGAAACCCAUGUCAAUCUUCACGUCAAACGGCGACUUGAAAUAUGAGUAUGCAAAGCACUUUGAGUUUAUGACUUGUUGAGUAAUCAGGUGCUUUCAUCACAAAUGUUAGUAUUUGCGUCAAAAGGCAAGUGAUAGCUUUGAGAAGAAUGUGUUAUAUGGCUGAAAAAAAAAGAGUCAAAUGUUUCGUGACCUUUGUUACUUGAGUAAGUAAGUACUUAGGGGUGUCUCUUCACCUAAUGUUCUAAAGCCAACUGGUUUGAGAGUCAUUGACAAAAAGCUUAUUACAUGGGUAACUUAGAAAGCCUAAGGAAACUCGACAUAUGAAAAAAAAAAAAGAAAAAAAAAGAAGAAAAAAUAAUAAUAAUAAGUGCUAAGAGUAUUUUACUUUAAGUGAAUGUAUGAGAACUCUUGAAUAUUUGAAACUUUGUGUCUAAUUGAAUAUUAAUUCCUGGAUUUUCUUUGCAUGCAUAUCAUGUAGUUACAUCCUUGCAUUAGGAUUUUGUGGGUAGAUCCACUGCAAACUCUCACGAGACACAACUCGUCCACUAGGGUGACCUAGGGGUUUAAAGGCUUGUUGCACAUGUUAAGUGCGAUCGUGAUUCCUACGAAAGUGAGUUAGGUUUUAUUUUCUUUUUGUUUAUUUUUUUUAUUUUAUUAGAGGACGAGUAAAACUUAAGUUUGGGGGAAUUUGAUGAGUUAAAUUUAUAUACAUAUUAAUAUGGAAUUGUUGCUUUGAUAUUAUUGAUAUUUGGAUUAGUUUUAUAAGGUUUUACUGAGUUUUAUGAGACUUUACAUGAUUUUCAUUCUUUGUGCAGAAAAAGACUUGAAUGCAUAAAAUAAGAGUUUUUAAGGAUUUAUUGAAUAUUUUCUAAAAGUUGAGGGACUGAAUUGCAAGAAGAGGGCGGCCAUUUGGAACCUAAAUGAAUGAAUCUUGAGUUUUGGGAUCUAAGUGCUCAUAAUGAAAAAUUUGGGGGACCAGAUCUGCUAUUUUACCAUUGAAGAAAUUGUAAAAGGAAGCCAAAAACCCGACACGGGUGUAGUGUCGACACAUAACUGGGGUGUCGACACCAUGCGUUAAACGUCCAGAACCAGACUCUGUUUCCUAUUUUGUGUCAACACGGAAUCCAAAGUGUCAGUACCAUGCGAUCAACGUCCAAAAUUUAGUUUCCUAUUUUUGUUCCAAGUCAUACUUCUAUUUUAAUUAGGGUUUCUAAAAUCCUAUAAAUACCCAUCCAAAUU